GGAAUAACCACCUGUUGACCACCCUCAGCCAGAACAACAUUCUAGUUUCACCUGCUGCUCCCUCUCUUCCGGUUUUGCAGGUGCUGACUUCCUUCAUGCACUCAUUAGCCAAGCUCGCUCUUUUUGGCCUUGCUGCCGUUCGCCAAGCGUGCGCGAUUUCGCCAGGUUUUCCGUACGGAAGCGAGAAAGUGCGCGGUGUCAACCUUGGCGGUUGGCUCGUCCUCGAGCCCUGGAUCACGCCCAGUCUUUUCGAUAACACGGGCAAUGAUGCCAUCGUUGACGAGUGGACCUUUGGUGAAUACCAGAACUAUGACACUGCACUCGGCGUACUCCAGAACCACUGGAACACAUGGAUCACCGAGUCUGACUUUGCCGCCAUUGCUGCUGCAGGGUUGAAUCAUGUGCGAGUUCCGAUCGGCUAUUGGGCGUUCGAAGUCGGUCCUGGCGAGCCCUACAUUCAAGGCCAGCUUCCGUACCUCCAGAAUGCGGUCACCUGGGCCGGCCAAAACGGCCUCAAGGUCAUCGUUGACCUUCACGGGGCCCCAGGCAGCCAGAACGGGUAUGACAACAGCGGUCACCGGAUACCCUACCCCGAGUGGCAGUCGAAUCAGACGAAUGUGCAGCGCACGGACGCGAUUAUCAAGCAGCUGGAAGGCAUGUUCGAAAGUCAGACCAAUGUUGUGUCAAUUAUAGCGCCCCUAAACGAACCUGCGGGUUAUGACGGUGAUCAGAUCCUCAGUGUCGUCCGGCAGUACUGGUACGACUCGUAUGGGAACAUCAGAUAUCCAUACGGCACCUCGCAGCAGAGCAACACCAUUGAGCUCAUCCAUGACGCGUUCCAGCCGCUGAGCUACUGGACGGGGUUCAUGACGCCCCCAAAUUACCAGGGCGUUGCCAUGGACACUCACAUAUACCAGGUGUUCUCCGACGCCGACGUCGCGAUGACCUGGCCCCAACAUAUUAGCGCUGCAUGCGCAGAGCAGUCUGCCCUUUCUGGAUUCGAUCUCUGGCUCAUCGUCGGAGAAUGGUCGACUUCCCCGACGGAUUGCGCGACGUACCUUAAUGGGCGGGGCGUCGGGUCGCGGUACGACGGCACGUACUCUGGGUCGACGUAUGUCGGGAGCUGCACCGGGCUCACCGGCUCGGCGAGCACGUUCAGCGCGGCGUAUAAGACUUUCCUCCGUCAGUUCUGGGAGGCACAGGUGAUCUCCUACGAAGCCGCUGCGGACGGGUGGGUUAUGUGGGCGUGGAAGACCGAGAGCGCGGACGAGUGGUCAUACUCUGCUGGACUGCAGAACGGGUGGAUUCCUCAGAACCCGACCGACCUCGAGUAUCCCAGCAUCUGCGGUUAGCAGGUUUACGCAUCCAAGUCGAGGGCCUUGUAUAUGAUUGGACGAACCUUAACGUAUCAUUUCCUGACCUUCCCUUUGUCGUAUUCACGAUCUUGACGAAUCUUGUCUCUCAUUCUAUCUAACUUUUGCAUAUACCUAGCGCAAAUUGUAUUAGGUCCUAUCAGAC
Messenger RNA from Coniophora puteana RWD-64-598 SS2, 1518 nucleotides. Its product is annotated as glycoside hydrolase family 5 protein. Gene Ontology annotation, molecular function: beta-glucosidase activity. Gene Ontology annotation, cellular component: extracellular region; cell surface. Gene Ontology annotation, biological process: glucan catabolic process. The coding region runs from base 96 to 1352 and encodes 418 amino acids. The transcript is spliced from 8 exons. Lineage: Eukaryota; Fungi; Basidiomycota; Agaricomycetes; Boletales; Coniophoraceae. The record is from RefSeq and is a predicted model, not a curated record.